Molecule: messenger RNA, 1129 nt
Organism: Myotis myotis
Lineage: Eukaryota; Metazoa; Chordata; Mammalia; Chiroptera; Vespertilionidae
Gene: CITED1
Product: Cbp/p300 interacting transactivator with Glu/Asp rich carboxy-terminal domain 1
Exons: 3
Coding region: 477-1064 (195 amino acids)
Biological process (GO): regulation of DNA-templated transcription; melanocyte differentiation
Cellular component (GO): nucleus
Source: RefSeq, a predicted model, not a curated record
CGGGCCCCCGCCAGCUUCAGAAGCACCCGCGUAGGCCGAGGACUCAGUGCUCGGGGUGGCCGUGCCCUGGGUCCGCCAGCCCCACCCCGGAGCCGUGGCCGAUUCCCAGCGCUGCCGGACCCGCGGGGUCGCUCGGACUCCGUUCCCCAGCCGGCCCUUCGCUUUCACAAGAUCCUCGGUGACUGCACCAGCUCGAGUGCCUUUAAAGGGCCACACACGCUAGCCGCCGCUAUAAAAUGUUACCAGCGGCACAGCUGCAGAAGGGAAACGGCUGAGCCGCCCCAGACGCUGCUCACUCCACCGGGCAGGCUGCUCACUGCGCCCGGCAGCCCGCCCGCAGCCCACAGGCUAAGUCGUCCCUGGCGAGGAGGAAGAGGCUUAAGGAAGGCACAGUACCAGCUCUGGCCCUGACACAACAGCUCCAGCUGGCAGCAUCACCUCCCACCAAUUUAUCCAACUUCUGCUGAGGCUCUGAAAUGCCAACGAUGUCGAGACCUGCACUUGAUGUCAAGGGUGGUACCUCACCUGUGAAGGAGGAUGCCAACCAAGAGAUGAGCUCUCUAGCCUACUCUAACCUGGGGGUGAAAGAUCGCAAAGCAGUAGCCACUCUGCACUACCCCGGGGUAGCCUCAAAUGGAACCAAGGCCAGUGGGGUUCCCACUACUUCCUCUGGAUCUCCAACUCCAAUAGGCUCUCCAACCACCACCCCUCCCACUAAAUCCCCACCCUUCAACCUGCACCCUGCCCCUCACCUGCUGGCCAGUAUGCAGCUGCAGAAACUUAAUAGCCAGUAUCAUGGGAUGGCUGCAGCCACUCCGGGCCAACCAGGGGAGGCAGGGCCCCUGCAAAACUGGGGCUUUGGGGCUCAGGCGGGAGGAACGGGGUCACUCUCUCCUCCUGCUGGUGCCCAGAGCCCUGCUAUCAUCGAUUCAGACCCAGUGGAUGAGGAGGUGCUGAUGUCACUGGUGGUGGAACUGGGACUGGACCGGGCUAAUGAGCUUCCAGAGCUGUGGCUGGGGCAGAAUGAAUUUGACUUCACUGCAGACUUUCCGUCUGGCUGCUGAUGCCAACUAUCCCUAAACAUGAAGGAAUAAAGCCACCAAUUCUGUUGUAAAUAAAAAUAAAAGUU